AUGCACUCCAGAAUUCCACUCUCGAUCGUCUUCUCUGGAGAGGGGAGGCGACACGCCAUUCCACACCGCACCUUUUGCGUAGCGGCUCAAUCAGAAGACGGAAGCGCUGGUGUGAGUGCCGACACCGACAUCGCGGAGGAAGGCGUCGCAUUCUUCCGGUACUUAGACUCCAAUGACACACGUAUGCCGUCACAUCCGCACCUUAGGGCCUACGCUCAUUCGGCGGAGGAGUACGAGACGUAUGUCGGUGAGGAGGUGUGGGACGAUGCUGAUGGGGCACCCACGAGCGCAUCGAGGCAGCCACCUGAGCGCGAUACUGGGAAGGUCCAGAGCGGAAGCGGCUCUUGCUACGCUACAUUGGAUACUGUCGCACCGGUGCCGAGCUUCCGCAGCGUGGUGGAAUGGGUGAGUGGCGUUUUCGAAGAGGACUGGACCUCCGAUGGCGUUGUGUUGUGUGGUCGCUAUGUUGUGGCGGACGACGGUGCGUGGGCGGUGCCCUCUCGCUCCCCCACGCUUUACACUACACGCGAGGUGUUCUUGCUGAUGCGCAAUUCGAGCAAGUUCCUCCAUGACGUGCACACACAGGUGGUAGAUCUGAAGGCUGUGGCAAAGAGAGGUGCACACAGCGGCUCUUUGACCCUCGAGUUCACGCUUGCCAAGUCUCUUGCUGGAUCUGGAGCGAGUGAGAUGCGGGCCAUUCUUCCGUACCCGUUGUACUUCAGCCCGCAGACGCGCACCUGGGUGGUGAGGGACACCGCCGCAUCCUUGUCCUUCACCGGAAUCGGCCAGCGUAUGACUGACGUGUGCUUUCCUUCGCUGAUGGCGUGGACGGAGGCGGAGCAUGAUAAUAAUUUUCGCUUCAUGCAGCGACGAAUUGAGCAGGCUGCGCUGCUGGAGCGUACCUGUGCCACAGACCCGGGAUUUAUCUCCCGCCUCGUGAGCGCCUUCGAUAAGGAAAAGCAUCUGGCGUACGCAUCUGAUGGUGCUGCGGGGCAGCAGCAUCCCUAUCCGCGCCUGGCGCUUCUUCUCACGGUGGACUUGCUUUUUGAGAGCUCCUCGCUUCCGAUUUACCUGUUGAGCUCGAAGGCGCGUGUGUUCGAGGUGGCUUCUCGCACCUCGGUGACAUGGGGAGCAAUUAACGACGCCUCACAGUGGCAUCUGUGGACUCCACUACUCGUCGAUGCGGACACCAGCGGGGCAGACGGUGCUUUGGAUGCCUCUGCCGCUGCUCCCACUGUUAAGGCGGCGUGUGGAUGCGACGAUGGCAUCCACGCUGCACCUUUGGGAGAGGACGAAGAGUCAGACGAGACAGAGGAGGAAGAAGAGGACGCGGCCACUCGUUCUCUCAACUUUUUCCGCAUGUUCAGAGGUAUUGGGCACUGGAAUCAGUACGUCAGUUCAAUGGUAGCGCGUCUCCAGCAAAGCCGCAGCGAUGCCCUGGGCCUCGAUGACUCGAACAAGCCCUCUCGCGAUGUUCAGCAUUACUGUGUGAUUGCAUCCGAAAGCGCGGACUUGGUCAACUGCGCGGAUACGCUGACAAAGCGUGGACUUCCGCUGGAGCUAAUGCACCCAGAGUUGCUGCAAUUGAGCGGAGAAGCAGCUGCUUUUAUGAAAAUGCUAAGUGAUGGCUUGCUCAAACAAUCCGGCAGGGACAACUGA
Messenger RNA from Leishmania braziliensis MHOM/BR/75/M2904, 1659 nucleotides. RefSeq lists its product as hypothetical. The record is from RefSeq and is a predicted model, not a curated record. The transcript has a single exon. Lineage: Eukaryota; Euglenozoa; Kinetoplastea; Trypanosomatida; Trypanosomatidae. Bases 1 to 1659 code for a protein of 552 amino acids.